Aspergillus aculeatinus CBS 121060 is the source of this 1254-nucleotide messenger RNA. RefSeq lists its product as uncharacterized. The record is from RefSeq and is a predicted model, not a curated record. Bases 116 to 1153 code for a protein of 345 amino acids. NCBI's taxonomy places the organism in Eukaryota, Fungi, Ascomycota, Eurotiomycetes, Eurotiales, Aspergillaceae. The transcript has 2 exons.
CCGCUCUCAUCCGACUGAAUGCUGUCCAGGAAUCUGGUGGAUGCUUCAGCAGUGGUAUGCCACCUUUCGGAAGCUCUGGGGCGAUCGCAUCUUUUCAAUCAUCUGCCUGCUAUUGAUGUUUGGGGUGAUGGUGCAAUUCUUAUCUUUCCUGCCCGAUGGCUUGUCUUAUCUAUUUUUCCGGGAGCACUACACAGCCCAGGCAGGGUUUGUUCAUUGGCCUGCAGAGUUUGAUUGGCAACCCGCUGCCUGUAUUGCCUACAAUCCACGAUCACAUCCGGACGCCAUUCAGUAUGUCAUCGCGGCGGGCUGUACGGGGAUCAAAGCGGACAUCUGGCUCCAGGAUGAGGAGCUCUAUGUCGGAACCUCCAACGCCAGUCUGAGACCACAUCUCACCCUGCGCAAUGUGUACCUUGACCCUCUCUUGCAGCAUCUUGACGCAGAAAAGACUCCAGAGGGCUCUGUACAGUCUACCGCGACGAGCCAUCACGGAACUGCAACGGACGAGCAGUUUGUUCUGUUCUUGGAAUUCCGAUCGCCGAUUCGGGACGGCUGGCCACGUCUUCUCGCUGAGCUGCAAAUCUUGAACGAACGAGGGUAUCUCACCCAUCGCAACGACACAAAGAUUAUUCACAAGGCUGUCACGAUCGUCAUCGUGGGUGACGAGAGCGUCGACCCUGCUCACGAAGAGUACCAGCAAGAUUUCAACCACAACAAUAUUUUUGUCGAUGACCAACUGUUCACGAAAAGACCCAAGUCAUCGCCUAGGCUUCAAGGAAAUAAAGCUCAAUCAUUCAAAAGCAAAGGAAGUCAAUCCCGACCGUCUUGGCAAGAGGGGAAGAAUUUGACCUCGAAAGAGGUAGAGCAGAAUGUGCGAUCGGUUUUCACCACGACCGUGAGCUUCAGUGAGGAGGUCGGAUCUCCUCAUCGAGGACGAUUUUCUCGACAACAACUCGAUUUGAUCCGGGCCCACGUGGAGCAAGCCCACAAACGCGGGCUAAAGGCGCGAUUUGGAGACAUCCCGUGUGGCUCGCAGAGGAUGCAACGUUUGAUUUGGAGAGUCUUGGUCAAGGCCGGCGCAGACCUCAUUGAUGUAGACUGGACAGGCUGUCAUCGUCAAGCAUGGCGGCAGUUCUUUACGACAGAGCUGGCUUAGGAAAGAUAUAAUCACGAUCCUCUCUUGGGCCCUAGUUGAUAGUAAUGACAAGCUCUGUACAUAUUGAUAAUGGAGACGUCUAGUGCAAGGGCUGAUAAGUG